ACAGUUUUUCUGAAGGGAAGGGAUGAGAAAAACGCAAAGAUAAAAAAUACGGCAGGUAAUAAAGAAAGAAAAGGGUGGUAAAAAGAUAACAGGAGCCCGAGGGAAGUCACCCAAACCCAGCGGCUCUGCCCUCCCCUCGUUGAGGGAGGUACUCAGCUGGCGAACUCAGAGGGAGACACCAGGUCUGAGAAGAAGUCAGAGCAAAUACAGGGUGAGGAAUAAAAGCCCGGCCAUUGCAGGAGCCUUGGGAUGCUUUGAACUGUAGGUUGCUUUUUGUAGAGCUGAAAGCCUGGACCAGGGGUACUGAAGCAGGAACUCCAGGUCACAAGGACUCUUGUCUUGUUCCCUCCAGCAGUCAGAAGCAAUCUGCAAGACGAGCGGGAUUAGAUAUGUUAUAAGGAGAACAGCCCUCCAGACUGGAGUUUUGGCUCUGACUGCCAUCGUGAUGGGAUCCUCCGUAGAGGUGGCUUACUGCCUGAUGGUGCUGUGUUAUCUUGGACAGAGGCAUCCGGUGGCCGCUGGCUGCUCGGGGAAGUGCUGCCGGGGCAGAAACGUGGGCUGUUCCACCACCGACUGGAGGAUGGACCGAGCGCACGGGACGUGCUACUGCGACGAGGACUGCGUCAAGGCCAAGGACUGCUGCUUUGACUAUUUCACAGAGUGUCCAGCUCAGGACUGUGCUGUGAGCGACUGGAGCUUUUGGAGCGGCUGUGCCAAACCCUGCCAGCCUUCGGUCAGAGUCCGAGUCCGUCACGUAGAGCAGCAGCCCGGUAACAGCGGUAAUCCCUGUCCCUGGCUGGAGGAGAGAGCUGGGUGCUGGGAGUACAGAGACCAUCACGGCCACCGCUGUGGACUCAGCUCAGGUCCAGCAUUCAUCACCAGCCUGGAGUUUGGCAAAGGAAGGCCCAAGCAGGACAGCUUUGGAAACCCCCUGGACCCAGGGUUCUGCGUGGAGUUUCAGCUGGAGACCCGGACUCCACACUGCGCCGUGGAGGGCCGGCCUCACACUCACUGGAUGCGCUACAUAACCGCAGGGUUCAGGGUGUGUGUAGCGUGUGAACCUCCUGCCAUGCGGAACAGCAGCUGCCAGGGCGACGGCCAGGAAGCAGACAGAGAAGCUUUGCUCCACUGGCAGGCGGUGGGGAACCCGCACUGCAGAGGGACAUGGAAGAAGGUCCAGAAAACUCCACGGUGCUCCUGUCCAACACAACAUAGCUUCGUCUUCACCUGACCUUCGCUAACCGCUCUGCAGAAGCAGAUGAAAUCAUGUGUGCAGAACGCCACGGGGUGUUCUCUCAGAGACUAAGAGCUACAUAACAACCACUGCACACUCAAAAUGCACUUCAUGUUUUACAUAUUAAAAAUUAAA
Fundulus heteroclitus (mummichog) is the source of this 1369-nucleotide messenger RNA. Its product is annotated as somatomedin-B and thrombospondin type-1 domain-containing protein. The coding region runs from base 446 to 1231 and encodes 261 amino acids. The record is from RefSeq and is a predicted model, not a curated record. The transcript has 5 exons. Lineage: Eukaryota; Metazoa; Chordata; Actinopteri; Cyprinodontiformes; Fundulidae.